AUGCCAACGAAAUUGUAUAUUGGUAAUGUGCCUCCAACAGUAAGCUCAACUGAACUGAAAGAAUUAUUUGAAAAAUAUGGGAAAGUACUAGAAUGUGACAUUGUAAAAGAUUAUGCCUUUGUUCAUAUGGAAGAUGCAAGCAAAGCCAAAGCAUCUAUAGCUGCUUUAAAUGAUUUUAAUUUAAAAGGAAGUCGUAUCAGAGUUGAAGUAUCAACAACUCAACUAAGAAAUUCGAGUCGUCCAUCCCGUCGAGAAGAAUCAUCACGUUAUGAAUCAGGUUCAAUGUCAAUGCGAUCAGCUCGAAGUCGAGAUAUGCCAAUGAUGUCAUCAAGUCGAAAUGGUAGUUACUCAGGUGGCGGCGGUCCCGAUCGCUCGUAUCCGAGUAUGCGUAAUAGCUACAUGGAAGCACGAUCUCGUCCGUACGAUUCACCUUAUGAACGUCAACGUAUACCACAACAUAUAGCACCAAUGAGCUAUCCCGAUCCGUACAGUCGUCCUGGUGGUGAUCCGUACAGUAUGCGUAGUGGAGGUGUUGAUCCGUAUGGUCGCGACGACUUUUAUCAUCAUCGAGGACCACCAAUGUCGAUUGCUGAUCAUUAUGGACGUGGACCACCGAUGCGGUCUGCUUACGAUGCCUACGCUGCUUAUUCGUCUGGACCGAGUUCAAUGGGACCACCACGAAGUCGUUAUCCUGCAUCUCCACCAUCAUCACGUUAUGGGUCAUCACCACGAUUAUCAUCAUCGUCUCGUCGUCCAGCAAGAAGAUCACCGCCGCCACCACCAUCGAGUUCAUCACGAUCGCGUCGAUAA
Messenger RNA from Rotaria socialis, 810 nucleotides. Lineage: Eukaryota; Metazoa; Rotifera; Eurotatoria; Philodinida; Philodinidae. The record is from the annotation of a GenBank genome assembly.